Homalodisca vitripennis (glassy-winged sharpshooter) is the source of this 3836-nucleotide messenger RNA. RefSeq names its product non-symbiotic hemoglobin 1-like. Gene Ontology annotation, molecular function: heme binding; oxygen binding. NCBI's taxonomy places the organism in Eukaryota, Metazoa, Arthropoda, Insecta, Hemiptera, Cicadellidae. The record is from RefSeq and is a predicted model, not a curated record. The transcript is spliced from 5 exons. The coding region runs from base 253 to 909 and encodes 218 amino acids.
CCUCUCGUGGGAACACACCACCGCUGAUUUACGUGGGAAUGCGCGAUCGUAGUUUCCAAUUUAGUUUUCAACAACAUUCUUGUGAUUUAUACGAAACCGUUAACUGUUUCUAUUAACGUGUUUUAUUUGUAAUUCUUUGUUGCAAUUUAAGUCUGUUUAGUUUUGAAGAUAACUUGUGCUUAGCCGGGUGGACCCAGUGAACUUCCCUCAGCCCUCGUCAUGAAGAUGCGGGCGUGAGGCCGCCCUGACACCAUGGGCAAUACGGCACAGGGGCGGCGCAACUCUAUGCUGCCCAAGCAGGAGAGCAGCAGCAGUGACACAACUGCGGCCAAAGGUGGGAAGAACUCGAGACAGAACACUUUACAAGAAGAGGAAGACUGUGUGACGGAACUGCAGGGUGGUGGUGGAGGGGGAAACGAUGGAGGGGAGUCGGAGGCUCUGACCGAGCGGCAGAAGGAGCUGCUGACGGAGUCGUGGAAGGUGGUGGAAGGAGACAUCGCUAAAGUAGGAGUGAUUACUUUUAUCAGCCUGUUUGAGACACACCCUGAUGUUCAGCAGGUGUUUCUACCUUUCAACGGUUUGCCCAUAGACGAGCUGAAACACAGCAAACAAUUAAGAGCACAUGCUCUGAGGGUGAUGGCGUUCGUCCAGAAGGCUGUGGCAAGACUGAACGAACCGGAGAAGCUGACCACUCUGCUCAGAGAACUGGGGAAGAAACACUACGGAUACGGUGCCAAACAGAAAUACGUAGAUCUAAUUGGGCCUCAGUUUAUCCUUGCCAUCAAACCCUCCCUGGAGGCCCAGUGGUCGGACGAGACUCACGCGGCAUGGACAGCUCUCUUUGCCUUCAUGGGUUCUAUAAUGAAGGACGCCAUGUCCGCGGAGGAGGCCGCCCAGAAGGCCCAAUAGCUAGGGCGGAGGAGGUCUUCGUUCUCCCGGCGUCGCUGGAGCAUCGCGCGCUCCAAGCAGUAACCGGUGGGACUUCCUCCUCUUCACCUUCACCUUCUGGACUCGUUGUUCAUGUGUAUCCUUGUCGUGGUGGUAAUACUGUCCUCCCUGAUCUGUACAUAACCUUUGACUUACCUUCAAGUACAGUGAUACCAAUUGACUGUUUGACUGAGAACCAUGAGUUCGUUGUUCCUUUAAGACUUCAGUGCCGACUUUGAACCACUUUGAUACACUAACCUAUAAGAAAUGGAUCUCGUGCUUACAUUGGAAGGAUAGUUUAUUGUAAGAAUCAUCUUCCAGAUUUAAUUUAAUUAACAUUUAUAAUACGAAACGUUAAACAUGAAAAAUAUUACACAUUAUAGAAAUAAUUUAUAUUAUUAAACACAGAAUUUGAAUCACACACGUUUCUGUUUCUUCUAUUUGGUAAUGAUUUUCAACCAUUAGUCUCUAAGGUUAUUUUGAUUAUAUAAUAUAUUAUAGUUUAAGGAAUGUAUCAACGCACAAAAUUGGUAAUACAUUUAUUCUUAACUAACAACUUCAUAAAAUUAUAUUGGAAUUAAAAUCUGAUCCUUUUCAAAUUUAAAAUUCCUACACCACUCUACACAUCAACAAUACAUGUCAAAGUAAUAAAUGUUAACCUCAUGUAUUCAAUAUUUUAUGAAUAAUUCAUCAAUAAUUUUUAAUGAUAUUAAGUGUUUUGAUAUACAUCCAGUAAGGUAUACUAUUUUUGGGUGCUACAAAAUAAAAUAAUGUCUCGGAAACAUGUAUACACUUCAUUAAUGAAAAUAUAAAUUGAAAACGAUCAUCUACUACUUAAAAACCUACUUAGCAGGAGAAUUAAUAUAUUAUAAUAUAAUUUGUUUUUAAAAUUUUUUAUCAAUUCUCUUUCUCACCUGUCUAUUAUAGUAGUAUACUUGUUGAUCCUUUUUAAAGUAAUUUCGCGAAGACCUACAGGAUUAAAAUAUUUAACAUAGCCCAAAAGUGAACGACUGUGCGAUAAUAUAGAGUAAUUUAUACUGUGCAAAGAGAAAUGUGUAUGCAAUAUCUUAGAUAAAACAUUUUAUCGGGAUUUUUUUGUAAAAUUAGAUGGUCGAAGUAUGGUUUCUAGAUAAAUUGAUCGAAACCUAAAGAUUUCAUCGACUCGCUUUCAUUUACAUCCGUUGAACACAAACUGUUUUUAUGUCCCAAUUCUCUUGCCUAUCGCUUAAUCAUGUUUGCUGAAGACCAGUUGGAAAACGAGAUUUUGACGUAACUAGGGGCAAGCAUGGGAGGAAUUUUGGAGAAGUAAGAAGCAGAGCAAUGAAAAUUUGUGCUCACGUAUAAAAUCUAUCAAUUGUACGUAUCGUCAUACAGACAUUUUAUUUCACGGUUUUGACACAAGUGUAUAAAAAAUUACAUAUUUAGCGUUUAGUGUAAUUAUAUGUAAUUUCGAAUAAAUAUAUCAAACAAUGGCCAUAAUGGUACGAUUGUAAUACGGACUACUGUACCGCCAAACAAUACACAAUGGGACAGCAUUCCAUGAAUGAUGGUAUAAUGCCGUGUUGUGUCGACUCUUUCCAAGAGAUAAAGAUGAUACAAAUUGCAAUGCUGCGUGCCAUUUAUAUUAUCUGUACACACAAAAAAGUAAUAAUGUAAAUAUAAAUUGAAUUUUUGAACAAUAAUAGAGCUAAACUUCCAAACACGACAAGUAUAUGAAAUAAAAUAGUUCAUGAUGUGUAUGCAGUUUUGAGACACUAUAUAUCACUCGUAAGUCACUAGUCACGUUUUAUAAUUGUAUAACUACUAAAGCUCCUCCUAAAAAAUUUUCAUACGACAUAAUAUAAAAUUAUUAUAAAAAUACAUCUCUAUAAAAAUAUUUCAAUAGGUUUUGGCAGAAGUGUAGAAAAUAUGUUCAGUCAUAUACCUUUGAAAUAAAGAUUAAUUGUCAAAUGUAACUUUUGCAGUGCCUAGAAUAGUAUUAGCUUCAAUGUGUCCCAUCAUGACAUACUAUAUUUAUAGUGUAUAUAGAUUAUUGGUUAAUGCAUGUUGCUAAUUAUUUUCAUCCUAUUUUGAGUAUAGUUGAAACAUCUAUAAUUUUUUCAGUGAACACGAAACUGUGUAUAACAACAUUUACAAGACAGUCUAAAGCUAAACAGUGUAGUUGUUUAAUACAAAUUUAUUUUCUGAAUAUUGCCUUUUAUUUAUAUUUACAUCAUACAAAUUUAAUUAGAAGAUUAAAAGACACCUUUCAAAAAUAACUGUUUAUUCAAGAUUAUUGUUUUAGUGGUAGUAAUUAUUAAUGCUGAUUAAUACUUAUUCAUACUGAAAUUUUAUAUUUUAUAAUAUUAUUACCACAUUGAAAUGAUUUAACACGUCAAAACUAUGUUAAUAUAGCGUAAUAUACAAUACUGACUAAUCCCAAAUAAUAAGUAAUUUAAGUUUGAAUUUCUAAUGUAUUAUAGUACAUAUACAGUUUCUUUAGUGUUUUGCAAACUCAAGAGUGAUUGAAUUGCAACAUUUAUAUGGGUUGUUAAAUAUUAAUUAUCACUUGGUUGAGUUUGGCAAAUACUUUAGUAGUUAUUGAGUUUGAAUCGAAUUCCUUCAAACAUUCUACACUGUAUAAACAUGUAUAUGUAAAUAGUAUUAUGAAGUGAUAUCACUUGAUGUAACAGGUCAUUUAUAUUGUGUAGAAUGCUAAAGUAAUAGCAUUUAUUUAGAAACGGCAGUUAAUUACAGUUAUUUAAUUAUUAUUUUAAAUUGUAAUUAAAACUAUGCUGUUUCAAAGACUCUAGCAAAUGGUUAAAUGGCUUUAAUCGGAUUCCAUUGUAUAUAGACAACUAUAAAAUGAGUAUAUUGUAUGUUAAGUUGGUAUUACACAGUGGUAUGAUAAAUAAACUAUUUAUUGUAAA